CCAUAAUCGUAAUCGUCGCAUGAAGAUUACGUCACAGAUGGCGCAAGAUUCAAAUUGUUGAAAAUCUGUGGCGCUCUUUUUGUCAGGAAAUGUAACUUGCUGGAUGAAAACCGAAUGCAAAGUUUUUGUUUUACAUUCGAAUGGAAUUAUUUUGUCAUUUGUUUUUGAAGGCAUAUUUCUGAAUGCGCAAAGAUGAACCCAGAACUGUGGACAGAGUACAAGAAGAAUGAAGACAUUUUCAGACAAAGACUAGAGGAUAUUUGUCAAAAGUACGCCAAUGUGGAAGAUCCUGGGUUUGACCUGUGUUUGGAGACCCUGACCUUUCAAACAUCGAAUGGGUCAGUACGAGCAGAAAGUGGCGAGGCAGAGAGGAAACUUAACUCCUUACAGAGAGUUGCAAACAAAUGUGUGGAGACACAGAAAGAUUUGAACACCACUGAGGACACACUGUUCACGUACAGGGAUGAGGAUGAUGAAGAACAAAAGGAGGAUUGUGAAGAUUCUACAGCACUGGAGAGGAGUGUGGAUGAUCAUCCAGAUGGAGGGGGAUCUCUCCUGGGGGCGUCCCGAGUCUCGUCCAGCAUGCUGUCUCUGCCCGAGGAGCAGGACCCAGAGCUGGAGCGCACCUUCAGCAGCCAGAGCGACACCCCCUCCUUGCAGGAGCUGUAUCCCAGCAUGCUCAGCCAGAUCCGCGGGGCCUGCCAUCGCCAGCAGGUGUCGGAUGUGGCCAGCGCCCUGCGGCGGAAGUACUACCGGCAGCGCUGGAAGGUUAAGCGCACCAAUCAGGGCCAGAGCUUCAUGAACAGCUCCGUCGGUGGCACCAUGACCUCCCGUGCCCAUGGGCCCCUAAACAGAAGGGCUCCACCGGGCCUCCCCAUGCCCAGCGCGGGGCCCCACACUCACACCAACCAGGCCAGAGAUGCAGGCAGCGGCCAGAGGUCCUCCCCGUGGAAGAGUGUCACCUCACAGGUUGCAGUAGAGCAGGAUCCGGUGCGCGUCAUGGACUUCUCCACGCCCCCCUCCUCUGGCCCGUCGAGCCCCAGCGAUGCUUCCCUAGAGCUGAACCAAACGUAUGCGGUUAGAACCUCACCCUCGCUUCCUCAUGCCAGUCAUCAUUCAGCGCAGCGGGUCAGAAGACAAGAGGCCAACGUGGUGUCGUUCCGUCCCCGUGAAGGUGAUGUUGGGCACCACACACAAGUGUUUCCCUCACCAAAACACAGGUACUGUGAGGGUUCUCAGAGUUCCCCUUCCAAAGUGAACUCUGUACUGAGCUCACCAUUCCAUCGUCACCGUCGUGUGGUCAUGGAGGAUUCCCCUCCACGCCAGCAGGAGUCGCUCUCACCUUCUAGGCACUUUCCCUACACUCAGCAGGGUCUCCAGAAGACCCACUACUCCUCACCUAGCAGACACGAGGCUCUGUGGACCUCCCCAAGCAGAAGGAGUCACAAGACAGACUGUCCCAUCAGCCCCCAGCGGCCAUCUCCCAAGGCUUAUCUCUGGAAGCCAGAGGUGCUGUCCUCACGGAGAGGUCUUGCUGAAUCCAUGCAAACUUCUCACCCACUAUUGGGCAGCACCCAGCGAGAUCCCAGUUGCAGUGUUUUUAUGGGAAGCCCCAGUCCCCACAAACAAAGAUUUCUGAGCAGGGAGUGCUCCCCUUCCAAGGUCAGCCCUAUAAAAUACUCACCCGUCCACAGCGCUCAUUCCAGCUCGGCCCUUAGGCGUUCCUCCCUCCCCCGGCAUCCAGAGAUCUACACAUCGCCUCUUCACCAUCACCAGAGCCUCCAGGGGAACCUCCGGGCCUCACCCAACCGGCACGAAACUCUCCAGACGCGUCGGCGGUCCAGCUCCGGCCUGCAGGACCCUGGGCGGAGUCUGUCCUCCUCCUGCCAGCAGAUGAACCAGCAGUUCCGCCAGCUGUACCACCAGCACGUUUGCCAGAGGAGGUCGUCGUUGUCUCGCCACGGGCACUCGGGUUGCCUGUGCGAGCAGAUUGCCGAGGGCUACAGCCCAAACCCCACGACCAGCCCUGUGCCCGCCUCCGCCAGCGCUAUCACCAAUGCCAGGCUGGCCGCCCUCUCCCUUACCCCAGUCCGGAGACGGCGCUUCCGGUCGGAGUUUAACCCCCUCUUGAAGCGCCUCCAAAGAGGCCCGCAGAUGUACAGUCCGUUGGUGCGCCAGCAGCAGCAUCAGCCAGACCAUCAGCAACAGCAGCAGACGCUAUACUCAGCAGACGAUUGUGAAACCUCAGUGCUUAGUGAGAUGUCUGAAGGGGGCCACUGGGCACAUCAGUACCAGCGUGCCCAAAGCAGCAGCGGUGGCCGCCACCACCACAGUGGCUCUUAUUCCCCCUCUACUCUGGCCGCUCUGGGCCUUGCGCCAACUCACCCCCGCCUGAGCAAACGUCGCCCCCUGUCCGAGCCCCAGGAGUCUCCCAGCCUCAAGCGCUUCCGGGAGUGUGCCCAGGCGCCCAGCCCAUCGAGGCCCCGCGGGUACCCUCCACAGCAGCAGUGGGGAGAAUAUGAUUACUGCGACGCGACAGCCCCAGUGGCGAACGGGCUCUCGGAGGAGCAGCGAACCCGCAGCAGGUCCAUGCUGCUCCAGUGCCCCAGCCCCAGCUUCCUCAGGGCAGCCAUGAUGACCAUGAAGGCUGGCCGCUCCAGCUCCCGCUCAACACUGGGGACUCGCCCACAAACCUCAGCCUGGAGAAGUCCGCAGGACCGAAUGCAUGAAGCUGAAGCAGAAAUAUCAGACGAGGCCUGGAAUGAAAGUGGCAUGUCACCCAGUGUGUCACGCAGACGGCUCCUCUACGGAGUGCCCCGUUGCUGAGGUUGGUUCUGGCUGACCACGUGGGUUUUGGUGGUAGGCCUACCUGAGCAUAACCGGUCCCCCAAAGCCAUGUGUGUAGAUGAUAUAAGAAGUUAUAAAAAGACUUGUAUUCUGUGUAAUCGGUUUGUUGUGCAAGUGUUGUCAGUUAAUUUGCUGGUUUCUGUCAAAAUU
Clupea harengus (Atlantic herring) is the source of this 2997-nucleotide messenger RNA. It is a transcript of the gene hjurp, whose product is annotated as Holliday junction recognition protein. Lineage: Eukaryota; Metazoa; Chordata; Actinopteri; Clupeiformes; Clupeidae. The record is from RefSeq and is a predicted model, not a curated record.